This is a messenger RNA of Meleagris gallopavo (turkey), 5514 nucleotides long. Lineage: Eukaryota; Metazoa; Chordata; Aves; Galliformes; Phasianidae. The record is from RefSeq and is a predicted model, not a curated record.
UUAAGUCUUCAGAAGGAGACAAAUAACAAAAUGAACAAUCCUGCUAUUAAGAGAAUAACAAAUGAAAUUAUCAAAUCGCCUGAGGAUAAACGAGAAUAUCGUGGACUGGAAUUGGCAAAUGGCAUUAAAGCACUUCUCAUUAGUGACCCCACCACGGAUAAGUCUUCAGCAGCACUCGAUGUGCACAUAGGGUCUUUGUCUGAUCCGCCCAACAUUGCUGGACUUAGUCAUUUUUGUGAGCAUAUGCUGUUUCUGGGAACCAAGAAAUACCCAAAAGAGAAUGAAUAUAGUCAAUUUCUCAGUGAACAUGCAGGGAGCUCCAAUGCUUUCACCAGUGGAGAGCAUACAAACUAUUACUUCGAUGUGUCACACGAACAUCUAGAAGGUGCACUAGACAGAUUUGCCCAGUUUUUCCUGUGCCCUUUGUUUGAUGAAAGCUGCAAAGAUAGGGAAGUGAAUGCUGUUGAUUCUGAGCAUGAAAAGAAUCUGAUGAAUGAUGCCUGGAGGUUGUUUCAAUUGGAGAAGGCUACCGGAAACCCCAAUCAUCCUUUCAGUAAAUUUGGAACAGGGAACAAGCUUACUCUGGAAACUAGACCAACCAAAGAAGGAAUAGAUGUAAGACAAGAGUUACUGAAGUUUCAUUCUACUUACUAUUCAUCAAAUUUAAUGGCUAUUUGUGUCUUAGGAAGAGAAUCCUUGGAUGAGCUGACUUCCCUAGUGGUGAAGUUAUUUUCAGAAGUGGAGAAUAAAAACGUCCCUAUUCCAGAAUUUCCGGAACAUCCUUUCCAAGAAGAACAUCUCAGGCAACUUUACAAAGUGGUACCUAUUAAGGACAUCAGAAAUCUUUAUGUCACAUUUCCUAUACCAGACCUUCAGAAAUACUAUAAAUCAAAUCCUGGCCAUUACCUUGGUCAUCUGAUUGGGCAUGAAGGCCCAGGGAGUCUUCUGUCAGAGCUUAAAGCCAAAGGAUGGGUGUAUACUCUUGUUGGAGGACAGAAGGAAGGUGCUAGAGGUUUCAUGUUUUUCAUUAUAAAUGUGGACUUGACAGAGGAAGGACUUUUGCAUGUUGAAGAUAUUAUUUUGCACAUGUUUCAAUAUAUUCAAAAACUACGUACAGAAGGACCUCAAGAAUGGGUUUUCCAAGAGUGCAAGGAUCUAAAUGCUGUGGCAUUCAGAUUUAAAGAUAAAGAACGACCACGAGGUUAUACAUCAAAGCUUGGAGGAAUGUUGCACUAUUAUCCUAUAGAAGAAGUAUUGGCUGCUGAAUAUUUGCUUGAAGAAUUCAGGCCUGAUUUAAUAGAGAUGGUAUUGGAUAAACUGAGACCAGAAAACAUUCGCGUUGCAAUAGUGUCCAAGUCUUUUGAAGGAAAAACUGAUCGAACUGAAGACUGGUAUGGAACGCAAUACAAGCAAGAAGCAAUUUCUGAUGAAGUUAUUAAGAAAUGGCAAAAUGCUGACUUGAAUGGAAAAUUCAAGCUUCCAAUGAAGAAUGAGUUCAUUCCUACUAACUUUGAGAUUUUACCAUUGGAAAAAGAUGCAACUCAGUACCCUGCCCUUGUCAAGGACACUGCUAUGAGCAAACUGUGGUUCAAGCAAGAUGACAAAUUUUUUUUGCCAAAGGCUUGUCUCAACUUUGAGUUUUUCAGUCGCUACAUUUAUGCUGAUCCUCUCCAUUGCAACAUGACAUACCUGUUUAUCAGGUUGUUGAAGGAUGAUUUAAAAGAGUAUACAUAUGCAGCACGCCUCUCAGGUUUGGUCUAUGGCAUUGCAUCAGGAAUGAAUGCAAUACUUCUUUCUGUGAAAGGUUAUAAUGACAAGCAACAUAUCUUGCUCAAGAAGAUCAUUGAGAAAAUGGCUACUUUUGAGAUUGAUGAAAAAAGAUUUGAAAUUAUCAAGGAAGCGUACAUGAGAUCACUUAACAACUUCAGGGCUGAACAGCCUCACCAGCAUGCAAUGUAUUAUCUGCGACUCCUGAUGACAGAAGUUGCUUGGACCAAAGAUGAAUUAAAAGAAGCUCUUGAUGAUGUCACUCUUCCUCGCCUCAAGGCCUUUAUAUCUCAACUGUUGUCACGGUUACAUAUUGAAGCUCUUCUCCAUGGCAAUAUAACUAAACAGGUUGGUGUGAUACUUUCUUUAAUAACACAAUUUUUAUUUAAAAGUAGCAUUAGAAAUGAAAGGCUAGUUUAACCUUCUCAGAUCUUAAAGCAGCUUUGUCAGUGGGGAUGGUUUGUGUAUCAACAGAGAAAUGAAGUACAUAACAAUUGUGGCAUUGAAAUAUAUUACCAGACAGAUAUGCAGAGCACUUCUGAGAAUAUGUUUUUGGAGCUCUUUUGUCAAAUUAUCUCAGAACCAUGCUUCAAUACUCUGCGCACUAAGGAACAAUUAGGUUACAUUGUGUUCAGUGGUCCACGUCGGGCAAACGGCAUACAGGGUCUGCGAUUUAUUAUCCAAUCUGAAAAGCCCCCACAUUAUUUAGAAAGCAGAGUUGAAGCAUUCUUAAAGACUAUGGAGAAAUGUAUAGAAGAUAUGACAGAAGAGGCCUUCCAAAAACACAUCCAAGCUUUAGCAAUUCGUCGUCUAGACAAACCAAAGAAGCUGUCUGCAGAAUGUGCUAAAUACUGGGGAGAAAUAAUUUCUCAGCAGUAUAACUUUGACAGAGAUAACAUUGAAGUGGCGUAUCUCAAGACCCUGACCAAGGAUGAUAUCAUACAGUUCUACAAGGUGUUGUUGGCAAUUGAUGCUCCCAGAAGACACAAGGUUUCAGUACAUGUCCUUGCAAGGGAAAUGGAUUCCUGCCCUGUUGUUGGAGAAUUUCCAUGCCAAAAUGACGUGAACUUGGCACCAGCACCAUUACUACCACAGCCAAGUGUGAUUGAAAAUAUGACAGAGUUCAAGCGCAGUCUGCCACUCUUUCCACUGGUGAAACCACAUAUCAAUUUCAUGGCUGCAAAACUGUGAAGAACCUCAAUGGAUGAAGAAAUGCAAAUGAUCAGCACUGAUGUGGUUUCAGGGGACUUCAUGAUGAACAAAAUUAUUAAAGACUGCUAGGAUAAAUGGUUCUGUCCAUUAUGAACGUCCCAAAUUCUUUCGUGGUUCAUUUGACAUUAGAUGUGUGUUAGGCAUAGAGAGUAUAGAAAAAUCAGUUGUGGUCAUGUGUCAUUUAUAUUACAGACAACCUGUUGAAAACCAAAAUCAACUGAAAACAAUAGUAAUAAUAAUAAUAACAACUUGUAGAUGCAGUAUAUUUUUGAAAUAGUGUACCCCUUCAAACUUUAAUUUUGAUAAAAUAAGCUUCUGGAGCAAACAAUUGCUUGAAAUAUCCUCAUUAUUCCUGAAAAACAAUCAACAACAUUUAGUAGCCCAAAAACAAUCUUCCUGGGAUCUGGAGGAGGGUGAGAAAAGAAUGGGAUGGGUUCAAUAAUUCUUCUUAAAAUAGAGUUUCACAUUUUUUGAAGUGUUGUGUUGAAUGUGACUUUUAAAAUUGAUCCUUAAUGCAAUCAACAUAACACGUUUUUUAUUUAAGUUUGGUGAAAACCAGUGGAGGGGGAAAAAAAGAUAAAUUGAUAACAUAGUAAUAAGUGAAAGAAUUGUCUUAAUGAAAAUAACUGAAGAUAUGGACAUGAUUUUAAUCUUUAUAUAUAAAUUUGGGGACAUUUUAUAUUAAAACUCGUGAAAUGCUGGAAACACUUCAACAGUCCAACAUACUUUUGUUGUCAAAAGUGUUGUCCUAGUAUUGUCUUGAUAAUAUCCUCUUCAGUUUUUCAGUAUUAUUCUGAAUUGUUUCCAUAUGAUGUAUGAGAUACUUUAUUUGGUGUCAUUUUUAUUUUCAGUUGCGCAUAGACUACAUGAGUUCUCCACCAGUACAAUUUGCCUUUCUUGUUAUUAGGUCUCAGUCAAGUACUUACUAGUGCAAAUAACUUUAAGCAUGAAUUAGUUCUUGACUGCAGAACAGAUGAAUGUCAAAUACAGGCCCUGUAAGGAAUCAGAUUUAUUUUUACAUCUCUUUGGGUCCUUUUGUCCUUCAAGAGGGCACUUGAGAUGGAGCAGUGCUGGUAUAGCAGUACUGGGUUAGCAGAAGUUAUGGCAAUGAUGUGCAGUUCAGGUUACAUCACAAAAUGUUCCUUUCUACUCCUUUUAAGAGGAUUGUAUGAAACCCAAGGAUCAAGAAUUAUGCUGAAAUAUUGUAUAGAUAUAUCAUAACUUGGUGAAGACUGGAGAUUGUAUUAACAUUUUACUAAGUCUACUGCCUUCUGCAGUAGUCUUCCACUUGAGACAGCAAAUCAGGGUAAACACCUCAAAUAGAAAAAGAUAAAGGAACAUCUUACUAACUUCUCUUACAAGUUUAAUGCAUAAAAUUGAUUGUAAUUGUUCAGACAGGAUAGAGGAUGCAAAGCACUCAAGACGUAAAAUCUGUUCGUAAUGAGCCCUUGCUAUAUCAGAGGUGUUAGUGAGAGUUUGCUUCCUACUAUAACCUAAAACUGAGGCCCUGACAUUAAAUGUGUCAUGUAUGUGUACAUCAGAGUCCUGGAAUAUUCAACGGGGGUGUUCUUGUCGUUGAGUCAAUGUUGUAGUAAUGCUGGCUUUGAAAGCAGUUAAAUGAAUGCUUUAAGGGCUUUAAGUUUUGUUUAUUUGAGUCUGUACUAGCUGAUUUUAAGGCUAACAGGACAUGUUUGAACAUCUCUUUAAUAAAUUUGAUGGUAGUCUGUGAUGUAACCUGUUGCCAGGAAAGUCUGCUAGCACUUUUUGUAGCCUGAGGUGAAAAAAAAAUCGGCCAUGGUAUAAGCAAAAACAGUACAGGUGUCUUUGUUCACCAUGUUUUUCGUGGAUCCUCCAUGUAAAAUGGACUUUUUACUCUUUUGCUUUUGUUUAUAGUUUUCUUCUAGUAAAAAUAUUUGUAUUAUAUAUAUAUAUUAAAACUUUUGACAGCAUAUUAUAAAAAUAUAUAUUUUGGGAAUUAGUGGUAUUUAAACAUACCACUCUUAUGGUGAAUAAAAUCAAAUUGCUUCUAUUAAAAAUGAAUAAAUAAAUAUUAGUGGAAGUACUAUGAACUCUAACAAAUGAUAUAUAUGAAUUGGAAUGGCAGUGUACUUAGCACAAGCUCACAAAUAACAUUUUCCCCAGGAAAAAUGUGGAAUUGUAAAGUUCUGUGACUGAAUGUGGAAAUACAUGGUUUUUCAACACCUCUUAAUUGCUUUUAAGUGUUCUCCAGCAUUUUAGAGUUUCUGAGUUUGAUAUAGCAGUAAAUUUUGAUAAACUCAGGCAUACUAAUGGGUUCAUCAUAAUGGACCCAAAGCUGCAGUGUCUACAAGCAAUAAAAAACUACCUAGGAUACACUGUAAUUCAAUUUUAGUGCUUGUUAAUUAGUUUAUGUAAGAAACCAUAAAUUAUUAUUACAUAACUGUAAUUUUUGCAAGUGCUAUUUUAAGCAGUUGAUGUGGAAUUGGGUGCAUGUGACACAGCCAGUAUGACAGAGUGCUAGAGUUAUUCUGUUUACAAUAAACAAUCUGAAUUUAA